UUUAGAAAGAUAUCUAAAACAGCAAAAAGCGAAACUGGCAUCACUGGUGAUAACAGACGAUCGCACUCUGGCCAUUUGCUAAAUUAAAAUUUAUUUAUUAAAGUAAACCAUAGUGCAUUUAAUUGAGUAAGAAUGUAUGCGAGACUACUCCGCAACGUUGGAGCAAGUGCCAGGUGCUUUGCCACCGAAGCCACCCCGAAGGUGCGACCCAUCAAUAAGAUCCUGAUCUCCAACCGGGGUGAGAUCGCCUGCCGCGUGAUCCGCACAGCCCGCAAGCUGGGCGUUCGCACCGUGGCUGUAUUCUCCGAUCCAGACGAGAAGAGCCUGCACACACAGCUGGCAGAUGAGGCUUACCGUGUGGGAGAGGCCGCCUCCUCCGCCUCGUAUCUGCGUGGUGAGCACAUCUUGAACAUUGCCAAAAAAUCGGGCGCACAGGCCAUCCACCCGGGCUAUGGCUUCCUCUCUGAGUCCGUGGAGUUCGCAGAGUUGUGCCAGAAGGAGGGCGUCAUAUUUAUGGGGCCGCCGAGCUCCGCCAUCCGAGACAUGGGCAUCAAGAGCACGAGUAAGGCGAUUAUGGCUGCUGCCGGAGUGCCCAUCAUCAAUGGCUACCAUGGCGAGGGUCAAUCCGAUGAGUGCCUGCAGAGGGAGGCCCAGAUCAUUGGCUUUCCGCUGAUGAUCAAAGCCGUUCGUGGUGGCGGCGGCAAGGGCAUGCGAAUUGCCGAAAAGCCGGAGGACUUCCUCACAGCCCUGAACUCUGCUCGCACCGAGUCCCAGAAAUCCUUUGGUGACAGCUCUGUGUUGCUGGAGCGCUAUGUGCGCUCUCCGCGCCAUGUGGAGGUCCAGGUCUUUGCCGAUCAAUAUGGUGAUGCUGUUUAUCUGUGGGAACGAGACUGCUCCGUUCAGCGCCGUCACCAAAAGAUCAUUGAAGAAGCGCCAGCGCCUGGUCUGUCGGAGGAGCUGCGUCGCGAACUAGGCGAGGCAGCUGUGCGAGCUGCCAAGGCCGUGGGUUACGUUGGAGCCGGCACAGUAGAGUUUAUUCUAGACAAAGAGGAUCUCUCCUUCCACUUCAUGGAGAUGAACACCCGUCUUCAAGUUGAGCAUCCCAUCUCCGAGAUGAUCACGGGCACCGACCUGGUCGAGUGGCAGAUUCGCAUUGCCGCCGGCGAGCCCCUACCGUUGAAGCAGUCGGAGAUCACCCGCCGUGGCCACGCCUUCGAGGCCCGCAUUUAUGCCGAGAAUCCCCGGGGCGGUUUCCUGCCCGGAGCCGGACCUCUGCGCUACCUCUCGACGCCCCAGCCCAGCGCUGAUGUGCGCGUGGAGACGGGUGUCCGCGAGGGCGACGAGGUGUCUGUGCACUACGAUCCCAUGAUUGCCAAGCUGGUCGUGUGGGGCGAGAACCGCUCCCAGGCGCUCAACUCUCUGAUUGCCCGACUGGGCGAGUACCACAUCUCUGGCCUUGACACGAACAUCAAUUUCCUCAUCGAUUUGGCCUCACAUCCUGAGUUCCAGCUGGCCAACGUACACACUGGCUUCAUCGAUCAGCACUUUGAUACACUAUUCCCGCCUAUUGUUAUCAGCCCGCAACAGGUGGGUCAAGCUGCCCUGGCAUUAGUCUUCAAUGAGUUGCAGUCGGCCUUCAGCAACAGCAACGGAGGCAGCCAGGAUCCUUUUGCCACCACACCCAAUCUUCGCCUUAAUUACGCCCUGAUCCGGACCUAUAACCUGAAAGCAAACGAUAAAGUUUACUCCGUGGCUGUGAAGUUCGAUGGCGAAGAUGUUCAAGUACAGGUGGAUAAUGGAGACUGGCAAGUAAUCAAAGCGGAAAGAGUACAGGAUGGUGAGCGCCUCAAGAUUCGGGCCAAUAUUGAUAGCAAUAUCACCACCUACAAUGCCAAUAUUGAUGGAGUCAAUGUGGUCUUGUUCUUAGAGAGUGGAAAACUAGACUUUGAGCUGGUUCAGCCCAAGUUCUUGAGUGCCCAAGUCGAUCAACUGGGAGGAGGUAGCUCCAGGGUGGUGGCACCCAUGCCCGGUGUUUUGGAGAAGGUUUUAGUGAAACCAGGUGACCAGGUCAAGAAGGGCGACAGCUUGGCUGUGCUUAUUGCAAUGAAAAUGGAGCACAUUCUCAAGGCACCCAAGGACGCCAUAAUCAAGUCGAUUGGUGGAGCCGAGGGUGACAAUGUCGCCAAGGGAGCGGCAGUGAUUACCUUCGUUGACGAAGAGGCGUCCAAGUAGUCUGGACCAAACCACGUACCAGGGAUAUUGUUGCAUUUAUCUACAAGUAUAUACCUAUAUUCUGAAUAUUGACCACCAACUACGCAUCCAGGGAUAACCAAGUGCAUUUAUUAGAGUUAAGCGUAAACCUGUCCAUUUAAUGGAAUAAUUAUGUUGUCUUUUGUCCCUUUAUGGCAUUAAAAAUGUUUAACAUGUUGACUUUCAAAAAGCAGGCUGAAGGAAUGAUGGUUGAAUACACGAAACAAAAGUUGUUUUUUCGUUUUCA
Messenger RNA from Drosophila serrata, 2497 nucleotides. RefSeq names its product Methylcrotonoyl-CoA carboxylase 1 (gene Mccc1). Gene Ontology annotation, cellular component: mitochondrion. NCBI's taxonomy places the organism in Eukaryota, Metazoa, Arthropoda, Insecta, Diptera, Drosophilidae. Gene Ontology annotation, molecular function: metal ion binding; methylcrotonoyl-CoA carboxylase activity; ATP binding. The record is from RefSeq and is a predicted model, not a curated record.